UGGGGUGGGGGUGGGGGUGGGGGGUCGCUUGGGGCGCCUGAGCUCGACCUGUGGGCCCAGGAUGGACCUCCAGGACGAAGCGGCCGCAGUGGUGAUGGCCUCGCGGCUGCCGGCAGCACGACUUCAGGAGCCAGUGACUUUCCGGGACGUGGCCGUGGACUUUACCCAGGAGGAGUGGGGACAGCUGGAUCCUACCCAGAGGACUCUGUAUCGUGAUGUGAUGCUGGAGACCUUUGGACACCUCCUCUCUGUGGGUCCUGAGCUUCCCAAACCCAGAGUCAUUUCCCAGUUGGAGCAAGGGACUGAGCUCUGGGUGGUCGAGAGAGUAGUCACCAGGGAUUGCCAUCCAGGCUGGGUGCUUGGACCAGAAAUCCACACAUCACUUAAGGAGCAAAGCCUUCUUGAGAAGGACCCAUUCCCUGUCACAGAAAGGGAAGGGUUUCCAAGGAAUGCUCCUUGUCACUCCAUGACAAGAAUAGAUGGGAAGUGUGGGUCCCAGAGCCGAACAUUCAGGAAGGACUGGAGUAAUACGAAGCAGCUGGAAGGCCUCAAAGAAGUACCAGUUCAAAGUGAAAACUAUGAGAGUCUUGGACUUGGGGGAAACUGUGACCUUAGUUCAAACCCAGACCCAUUACCAGAGAUUUCUGAGAGAAAGUAUUCCUCUUAUGACUCACAAGUGAAAAACACAGAAUGUAACUCGAGCUUACCCAGGCAGCAGACAGACUCCCCAGUAGCACAGCCCCUCGAUGGCAGUGGCCGUCACAAAGCCUCUGACCAGACUGUCUCUGCUAUAGAACUCACAAAAAGCCAGGUGCAGGAUAAACCCUACAAAUGCACUGACUGUGGGAAGUCAUUUAACCAUAAUGCACACCUCACAGUGCACAAAAGGAUCCACACAGGAGAACGACCUUACAUGUGUAAAGAGUGUGGGAAAGCCUUCAGCCAAAACUCCUCUCUUGUUCAGCAUGAGCGAAUCCACACUGGAGACAAGCCUUACAAGUGUGCCGAAUGUGGAAAAUCUUUUUGCCACAGCACACACCUUACUGUGCAUCGUAGAAUUCAUACAGGAGAGAAACCCUAUGAGUGUCAGGACUGUGGGAGGGCCUUCAAUCAGAAUUCAUCCCUGGGUCGGCACAAGAGGACACACACUGGGGAGAAGCCAUACACCUGCAGUGUAUGUGGGAAAUCCUUCUCUCGAACCACUUGCCUCUUCCUGCACCUCCGCACGCAUACCGAGGAGAGGCCCUAUGAGUGUAACCACUGUGGGAAGGGCUUCAGGCACAGCUCUUCCCUGACCCAGCACCAGCGGAAGCAUGCCGGAGAGAAGCCCUAUGAAUGCCGACAGAGGCUGAUCUUUGAGCAGGCACCAGCUUUAACAAAACACGAAUGGGCAGAAACCCUUGGCUGUGACCCACCUUUGACUCAAGAUGAAAGGACUCAACGGAGUGACAGGCCCUUUAAAUGUAAUCAGUGUGGAAAAUGUUUCAUUCAGAGCUCUCACCUCAUUCGACAUCAGAUAACUCACACCAGAGAAGAAGGGCCCCGUGGACGCACCCGAAGACGUGAACAGUCAUGUGGCCGGGCCUCAAAGCCCAUGCGGCAUCAACACUCAAAUUCAGAAGAGAGCCCUGUAGACCAGGCAAAGGCAGGACAGCCAGCCAGCAGGGCUCUGGCCUUGUUUGACCUCCAUGAAAUCAGGCAGGAGAAAAACCCUGUGCAUGUUAUUGGGGUACAAGAACCUUCCCUGUUAUUUGACAUCAGAGAAUCCACAUAGCAAGGAAACUCCACAUGACCUUUGAACCACAGGUGCACACAGUGGUAAGUCUACCCAAUGUACUAAGUUAGAGAAGAUGGCCUAAUGCUGAUGCGGAUCUCUGACCUUUAACAAAUGGUGCUUCCCAAACAACUGAGGUUGGUGAUUCCCCCAGCAGACUUGGGUUUUGUUUUUGAGACAGGGUCUCAUAUAGCCCGGGCUGGGCUUGAAUUUGCGUGUAUCCAGGGAUGACCUUGAACUCCUGAUCCCCCAGCCAACACCUCCUAAGUGCUGGGUUACAGUUGUGUUACACCAUACCCAGUGACAACAGACAUUUUUGGUUUUGGGGUUUUUUUGUUUUUUUUGUGGGUUCUUUGUUUGAGGUAGGAUCUCACUCUAGCCCAGGCAUAUUUGGAACUCUGUAGCCCAGGCUGGCCUGGAACACACUGCAGUCCUCCUACCUCAGCCUCUGGAGUGCUGGGAAUUACAGGCAUGAUCAAUGCGACAGACAUCUUAAGAUGUUUUCUCCGUCAACCCAGAGUGAGCUCGGCAGAGAUAAAAAUUUACUCACAUAGAUAAAGCCAAAAGAUCAGCACAUGACCCUAUUUUUGUAAAGGACUGUUAAAGUGAGAGUAAUUUUAUAAUAGAAUAAUGUGUACUGAGUUAAUAUGGUAUCUCGCCAUGUCAUUAUGCGGGCCCAGUUUCACCAGGAAAUCUGAGGCAACAAUAUGUUACUUGCAGACUGGUAAAACAUAUCCUGUUUGCCCCCAAAAUACCAUAAGGGAUAUUCCUGUGCCAGAUGUGAUUUUCAGAGUAGUAACUAACUCUUGUGAAAAUUCUGAACAAAACAAAAUGAUACUGCAUUUCUGGGAAAUUCUGCCCAAAUUCCAAAUAUAAAAGAAUUGGUUAAUGUUUAUGUUUGAA
Messenger RNA from Jaculus jaculus (lesser Egyptian jerboa), 2677 nucleotides. RefSeq names its product zinc finger protein 8 (gene Znf8). Gene Ontology annotation, biological process: regulation of transcription by RNA polymerase II. NCBI's taxonomy places the organism in Eukaryota, Metazoa, Chordata, Mammalia, Rodentia, Dipodidae. The coding region runs from base 62 to 1774 and encodes 570 amino acids. The transcript has 4 exons. The record is from RefSeq and is a predicted model, not a curated record. Gene Ontology annotation, molecular function: DNA-binding transcription factor activity, RNA polymerase II-specific; RNA polymerase II cis-regulatory region sequence-specific DNA binding.